AUGGAUUCAGAUCAGCUCAGCCCCAACACCAGGUCCCUGCGUUCCAGAAGCAAUGUCACAUAUUACAACGACCUGCCGCCCGAGACUAUAGAGGCUCUGUCAACUCUCAUCCCCCGUCCCGACGAUGACCUUGGUACGGCUAUCAAGAGAUCGAUCGAGUUUGAUACCGAGAGUAGGUACAACAGAUCAAGCGAGGUUGAUACCGAGAGUAAGAACAGCAGAUCAAUCGAGGUUGAUACCAGGACCAAGAACAACACAUCAAUCGAAGUUGAUACCGGGAUUAACAACAAUAGAUCAAUCGAGGUCAAUACCGGCACCAGAAACAAUGGAUCAAUCGUGGUUGAUACCGGCACCAAGAACAACAGAUCAAUUGUGGUUAAUACUGGGAUCAAGAACAAACCCGUCACCAAAACAAGCGACACAACCCUCGAAACAACCGGAUCUGCUGCAACUGAAUCUCCUCUCCUUACUAUCGCAAAGAUAAAAGCCAAGAUCGCCACGGAACAUGCAUACAGCGAAGUUCUUAUCCAAUCGCGACGAAGAUUAUGGGAGCAGAUGGAGUCAUAUGAGGCUCACAUUCGAGAGCACCAAAGCAAAAUUUGCGACAGCGGCGAGGGUAAAGACCUGCUGAAUAAGAGGCUCCGUGAUUGCGAAAUACUGGAGAGCCAGAUUGCCGAAAUUUGCAAGCUCCUGGAAUCUCUUGGCGAGAACUUGGAUGAGAGCGCGAACAAAGUUGUAGACCUCUUAAACGAGCUGUCAAAGGCCGGGUGA
Molecule: messenger RNA, 771 nt
Organism: Fusarium pseudograminearum CS3096
Lineage: Eukaryota; Fungi; Ascomycota; Sordariomycetes; Hypocreales; Nectriaceae
Exons: 3
Coding region: 1-771 (256 amino acids)
Source: RefSeq, a predicted model, not a curated record